Messenger RNA from Exophiala aquamarina CBS 119918, 663 nucleotides. Its product is annotated as succinate dehydrogenase (ubiquinone) membrane anchor subunit. Gene Ontology annotation, biological process: tricarboxylic acid cycle; mitochondrial electron transport, succinate to ubiquinone. The transcript is spliced from 2 exons. Gene Ontology annotation, cellular component: membrane; mitochondrial envelope. Gene Ontology annotation, molecular function: heme binding; ubiquinone binding. NCBI's taxonomy places the organism in Eukaryota, Fungi, Ascomycota, Eurotiomycetes, Chaetothyriales, Herpotrichiellaceae. Bases 1 to 663 code for a protein of 220 amino acids. The record is from RefSeq and is a predicted model, not a curated record.
AUGGCGGCGCCAUCGAGGACUUUGGUGCUGCGACACGCCCAACUGCUCUCCUCCUCUUCGGCACGGCUGUUUCCCAGCACAGCUCAAUCACUACGCCUCCUCCGACCUGCUCCGUCCACAUCCUCGAGAGCUUUACUGCCAGCAUCGUGGGCAGCUACCACUCGAUUCGCGCCUUUCUCGACAUCUCUCACGCGGAAGAUUCUACCACCCGGCCCUCAAGUCAUCCAAGGCGGAGUCAAUGAUCCAGCCCCCGUCCCCAAGCCCAAUCCUCUCCACGGAAGCUAUCACUGGACAUUUGAGAGAGCGUUGUCGGUCGCGCUGAUUCCCCUGACCAUCACGCCUUUUGCUGCGGGAGCCGUCAAUCCGGCGCUCGAUGCAGCUUUGAUCUUCACCAUCAUCGUGCACUCGCACAUGGGCUUUCAAUCCGUGGUCAUUGACUAUAUCCCCGUUCACCAACAUCCCACUGCUCGGAAAGUAUUCGGCUGGCUCUUGAAUCUGGCUACAGUGGUUGUGGCCAUUGGGUUUUACGAGUUUGAGACCAACGAUGUGGGUGUGACCGAGGCAAUUAAAAGAAUCUGGCACGCGGGCGCGAACGAUGCCACCAUUGGAAAGGCCGAUAUUUCGGGGCUUGGACACGAUGGAAAACUCAAACAUUUGAAAUAG